CCGGGGGAAGCAGAAGGGGACCAAAAUCCUACAUUCUACGUUAAUAUCUGGAAAAUCUUAUAUUUCACAAGGCGGAAAUCUGAAUCAAAUUCGAGGAAGAAAAAAAUAACCAAAGUUUAUUGAAAAAAUACAUACGCAGAGUAAGAUUAAAAACCGUCCUCCUUGUACCGAAUCGACGAGCGAGGUGCAGCGGAUUUUGUACAGUAAAUGCAAGCAUUUUUUUAAAGGGAUCAUCGAGAGCGAUUCUGUCACAAACCGAUAUUCCACCGUUGCUUAGCAACCAAGGGAAAACAACCAACAACAUGAAAUACUGUAUAUGAAAGUGUAGGAAGUGGUCCUCUUGCUGCUUGCCCCCGGGUUGCGAGGUGCCGGAACGCCGGCGCGCGCGCACAGCGGCAGCGGGCGGCGCGCCUCUUCCCGGUUCGCGCGGUGUGAAACGCUGAGGACACGGCGGACAUCGGCGGCCGUUUGAGCGCGACUGUAAUGCGUGUGCUCGGCCUCGGCGCUAGGAAGUGAAGCGGUAAAAGCGUUGCUGGAGUGUAAAAGGAGCGGUUGUCCGACUCGAGGAGGAGGAGCGGACUGAGUCACUGCGCGCGGACCCACAGUCAGUCAGGUGUAAUGGAGGCGACGUCGGCACUCGGCCUGAAGCGCAAGUUCGAGGAAGUGGACAGCGGCUCUCCUUACUCCACACCCAAGGACUCCGAUGACGACAUCUCCAGCAGCGACAGCGCUGACAGCUGCGACAGCCUCAAUGCCCCCUCCACCACCUCGCUCUUGCCGCCCUCCAUCCUCCGGCGACACAAGGCUUCACCGGGCCCCAAGCGGGUGCGCUUUGACGCCGUCACUGUGUACUACUUCUCACGCCGCCAGGGCUUCACCAGCGUGCCCAGCCAGGGUGGCAGCUCCCUGGGUAUGGCCCGCCGCCACAGUGCCGUUCGCCGCUACACUCUGGGAGAGUUUGCACGCCAGCAGGAGCGCAGCCACCGCCAGGCUCUGCGCCAGCACCUGCGCAUGGAAAAACUCAACGCCCGCAAGCGGAAGCUGACCCGGAAUGGCACAGUAGCAUGUGCCGCCGCUGACGCGCUCACCCUGGAGGACGUGUCAGACGAGGACCUCGAUGUGGAGGGUGUGACAGUGGAUGACUGCUUCUUCCUGCAGCCGCUGCCCACCAAGCGACGGCGCGCUCUCUUGCGGGCCUCGGGCAUUGCGCGCAUUGAUGCCAGCGAGAAGGCUGAACUGCGUGCCCUGCGCCUUUCCCGCGAGGAGUGCGGCUGCGAUUGCCGCUCCUACUGUGACCCGCGGCGCUGUGGCUGCAGCCAGGCUGGCAUCAAGUGCCAGGUGGACCGAAUGUCCUUCCCAUGCGGGUGUUCGCGGGACGGCUGCGGCAACGCUGCAGGCCGCAUCGAGUUCAACCCCCUGCGUGUGCGGACCCACUACUUGCACACUAUCAUGAAGCUGGGCCUGGAGAAGAAGAGGUCACAGGAACUGCCAGUUGGAGAGGGCUUUGAAGCCCAGGAACUUUCAUCUGCCUCAGCUGCUACCCACUCUGAGCCCACGGACCCCUGUGAGGUGGAACUGGUGUCGGGCUCCCUGGCCGUACCGGCGGUGGGUCCCGAAGCGGACCUCGCGGCUCAGCCGGACAGCCUGGCCCUGGAAAACGAGGCCGCUGUGCUGCACCUGCAGAGCGCUGAGGAAUGGGAGAGGAGGCGGGAGGAGGAAGAGGCCCACGGAGGCCUGAGCGACCCAGGGCUGUGCCUGCUGUCGGAAGCCCCGCGGGACGGGGCCGUCGAGCAGGGCCCGGAGCCCUUCAUAAUCCAAGGAGCCUUCCCCACAGGAACCCCUCUGCUGUGCUUCACAGAAAACCAGCUGGAUGCUCAUGACUCGUCCCUGUUGAAGGAAUCAUCCUCGCUGGUUUACUACCAUAUGGGCCCUGUGGAGCCUGCAGCCUUUCAGGAGGCACGCGUUGAAGGAGGAGGAGAGCGUGAGGAAGAAGCAUUUGAGGUCAUGGGAUGCCAGCAGGACUUGGAGGAGAAUCCGACAAUUGCGGUUUCAUGUUCUGAAAGCGGCGCAGGGAGUGGGGAGGGACAGUCUGCCUUUGAACAGGGGUCCCUGCAAAGACCCUUGGGGCCCCAGAGCCAGUGCCAAGGAGACCCCUGUUCUGCCUUUGAAGGUGAAGGAAACUCACUGCCUUCUGAGGUCUAAUUUCCUUAUGUUUUGCAGAUGUUUUGCACAAAGCAUAUUGCCUACCUUAAGUAGUAUACGAAUAUCACUUAAUAUAAAAUAGUAGGAACGAUAAUUAUAGUGAAGCAUGUAUAACAGAAAAUAAUAUAGAGGGAAGUCCUUUUGAGGGGACAGAUGACUCUUCAUUUCCCACUGUGCAAUCUCUCUGAUCAGAAGGAAAUUAACUGUAUUGGCUGAUUCAGAAAGGAAAGCUUUUUCCAUGGAGAGAGAGAAAGAGAGAGAGAGAGGGAGCAUUUCAGGGUUAAUUAGUGGUUCCAGUCUUUAACCCAGAUUAAGCUGACUUUUUUUUUUUUUCUCUCCCUUCUCCCCCUCCCAUCUGUUUGUGUCUUAUCGUGUCCACCAUGUGUUUUAAUGUUCAAAAUGUUGAAGGUCAGCUGUGUGUUUUGAGACUGUAGGUGAACCACUGAUUUAUCCCUGUCUGCCAAAUUGGC
Molecule: messenger RNA, 2672 nt
Organism: Scleropages formosus (Asian bonytongue)
Lineage: Eukaryota; Metazoa; Chordata; Actinopteri; Osteoglossiformes; Osteoglossidae
Gene: csrnp2
Product: cysteine-serine-rich nuclear protein 2
Exons: 5
Coding region: 619-2202 (527 amino acids)
Biological process (GO): regulation of transcription by RNA polymerase II
Cellular component (GO): nucleus
Molecular function (GO): sequence-specific DNA binding; DNA-binding transcription factor activity, RNA polymerase II-specific
Source: RefSeq, a predicted model, not a curated record